AUGCACUCCGAUAAUGACGACGCGUCCGGUAAACCCAGUCCGGAGACACCCACCUCCGAUUCGGGAUCAAGGGCGCGUAAAAGUAUAUUCGUUGCUGGGGAAGUGUUCACCUACCUACUCGCAUUAGCGGAAAAUAAACCUCAAGAUGGUCGCCUGCGUUCCAUCUUCCCAAGGCCAGGUGGUGCCGCUCUAUUGACAGACCUACUAUAUCACCAGACCGCCGAGAAUGUGGAAGUGAUCGGACCAUCGUCAGACUCAUCAAAUGAUGUCUUUCGGUCGAUUGUGAAAUUAUGUCCUACAGAGACUGCCCACCCGAAUAAUGACGGGCGUUUCAGAGUAGAAGAAAUUGAGUACACCGAGGCACCAUCGACCUGGAGAUUCCCUCAGUCUCAAUCCGCGCAACAAUCGACGGAAUCUACACUGACCAUAGUGCAAGAACCUAUGAACACCGGAAAUUUUAACACAAGCGUGAAAGGAAAAGAGAAGGGCCGGGAAGAUAUCAAAGAGGCAGAGGACUUCUUAGCAAAUCCGAAAACGAAGCUCUUAAUCUAUCGGAUGGCCAGGCCCUUGGCUGAAGGGCUAUUGUGGAAAAGUGUUCGCCGUGGUGCUCACUACAGAGACAAGCUUAUCGUGAUUGUUAAUGCAGAUGAUCUACGCGAUCAGGGAGUAGAGUUGAGUCGGCACAUAUCUUGGGAGAAGACGGCAGAAGAUUUCAUCAAGGAACUCGAGUGUAAUGGGGAGUUUGUUUCUCUUGUGAAUUGUGCUCAUCUCAUUGUACUAUUUGGCUGCGACGGAGCUAUCCAUCACAGGCGUGGAAAAGUACAGGAGCACAGCGAACAAUCAAAGUCGACUCUUUACUUCAGCGGGCCGUGUGGCGAAGGCGACUUCAUCCGGUCCUGCCCCGGCAACGCUAAAUAUUCUAUGGUUGGACUGACCACGGCUUUCGUAGCCGGUCUUGCUUCCUGUAUGAUAAACUCCGACGUCGAAUUACCACAGAAUAUUGAGUCUGCCAUUGAGAGAGCAAUAAAGAGGGGGCUCUUAUGCGCCAGACGUCUUGCACAUGAAGGCUUUCGAAGAUAUAGGAAUAGGUUGCGCUCUAUAGAUUUCCCGUUACAGUACAUCAUGUCGGGUGAUGAACCUGAUCUACAGCCGGAUUGUCUUGAAAUUCCAAGAGAGCAUCAGGUUUUCAGUGAGGUUGAUAUCCCCAGACGCCGUAUCCUUCAAAAAAUUGAGAAUAUUGAAGGAUGUGAGGACCUCUGGUCGAUCCUGGAAGACAAUGCAGGCGAAAAAGCUCAAGUUUCUCAUCGCCUAGUACUUGAUGGGCCCGCCAAAAUCCUGAAGGAUGUGCCAUUUGCUCGCUUCGGUAGAUUGAUGACGGCUGAUAGGAGGGAGAUCGAAGGAUAUCGUGCAAUAAGCAAUCUCGUGGAAGAGUAUUCAAGAAAGCCCCAAAUUACCAGACCUCUUUGUAUCAGUGUUUUUGGGCCUCCGGGAACGGGAAAGUCAUUUGCGAUGAAACAAGUGGCUGGGGAAACAUUCCCAGUGUUGGAGUUCAACCUCUCUCAAUUCCAGGAAUACGCAGACUUGAUAGCAGCAUUCCACUUAGUCCGAGACGAAGCACUGUCUGGGACGACUCCUUUGGUCUUGUUCGAUGAAUUCGAUGCUGCACUCCAUAAUUCUAAGCUAAGCUGGCUUAAGUACUUCCUUGCUCCGAUGCAGGACGGUGAAUUCAUGGAUUGCGGGAGAAUGCACCCAAUCGGACGUGCUAUAUUCGUUUUCAUUGGAGGAACCUGUAAAACAUUCGAAGAUUUUGAAACCAGCGCGCACUCCGACCCUACCACCAAAGGGCCCGACUUCGUUAGUCGCCUUCGGGGCUAUGUUAAUGUUCGGGGCCCCGACCCUGAUCCAGACAAAACAAAAGACAAGACAUAUCCCAUACGGCGGGCUCUCUUGCUGCAUGAGCUGCUUAAACAACGCAAUCUGGGCAACGCGGACGCUGUUGAUGAUGCUUUGUUAAACGCGCUAUUAACUGUUCCGAAAUAUCGUCAUGGCGCCAGAUCUCUGGAAGCAAUACUCGACAUGAGUCGACUAUCUGGUAAGAAGAGAUUCGAACGGGCAGCACUCCCUCCCGAAGACCAACUCAACUUGCAUGUAGAGAAAUUAAGUUUCGUACAACGGAUGAGACAUCCUAUCCUAACAUGGGAUUUACCCAGUUCUUGUUCGGAAUCAAGUUCUUCAGGGGAUUCUUCCGACAAUGAGUUGCGUGAUCUUAUUGCCAUGGGCCUCCACUCGAAGUACAGACGGGAAAUUAACAGGCUUUCAGCUGGUGACAAAGCGCAUUUGGUUGAGGGUCUCGAUGAGGCUUGCAAGAUCUGGCCUAUGCUAGACGAACAAUAUAAGGAGAGCACUCGCCGCCAAGCUGACGACAUUGCAUACAAGCUGCUGAUGAUUAAGUGUUACUCCUCAAGCAAAGUUGCAGGAAGAACAUCUCCGCCUUUUGAGUUUGAAGGGAAUGAGAUUGAGGAACUGGCAAUCCGAGAGCACCAACGAUCCAUAACAGAGAGCCUACAAAGGCAGUGGGAAUAUGGAGAGAGAAGAGAUUUAGCAGCAAGGAUUUCGCCAGACCUCGUCCCUUGGCGGGACCUCCCUGGAGAGACCCAGGAUAUAUACAAGGCAAUCAUUCGGGAACUGCCUGUGAUUUUAAGCGAUUUCGACUACGAUAUUCUUCGCUUACCGGCGGAACGUUGA
This is a messenger RNA of Aspergillus caelatus, 2745 nucleotides long. RefSeq lists its product as uncharacterized. Gene Ontology annotation, molecular function: ATP hydrolysis activity; ATP binding. The transcript has a single exon. Bases 1 to 2745 code for a protein of 914 amino acids. The record is from RefSeq and is a predicted model, not a curated record. Lineage: Eukaryota; Fungi; Ascomycota; Eurotiomycetes; Eurotiales; Aspergillaceae.